Meloidogyne enterolobii is the source of this 1615-nucleotide messenger RNA. The record is from the annotation of a GenBank genome assembly. Lineage: Eukaryota; Metazoa; Nematoda; Chromadorea; Rhabditida; Meloidogynidae.
UUUUUAAAAUUUUUAAAAAUUUAGAAUUUUCAGUACUCAUUAAUCCUUCGAUAUCCUCCAAAUUCACCAAUCCCCUCCAAAUCUCUCCCGUUUUCAAUAAAUUACGUCCAAAUUCUAAGAUCCCGAUAAAUUUUAAGAGCCAAUUGUACUGUGUGGCACCGAAUUAAAUCAAAAGUUGCCUUUUUACCAGCCGGCAAACUUAAGUUUAUAGCAGGGCUCUCAUUCGUGCUUUAUUUGAAAGUAUUAUACUUUGAAACCGACCUCCAUACUUAAGAAAUUGAAUUUAUACUUUAUUGAAAGUAUAUACUUUAAAAUCAACAUUUUGGAUUGAAAAUGAAAUUGGGGAAGGGAUUGGGCAAAAAAGUGAAUUUUUUUAGCCUUGGGCCUUCGAAAUUAUCAAAAUUUUCGCCUGCGGCGCUGAAAAAGAAAGAAAUCUGGCUUCUGGGUCUGGUUACAAAAAUGGAUCUGUUCUACUACAUAAAUUCACUUUGACCCGUUUGUACUUUUUUGGAGAAAGGAAAAGAACGGAGAACAAAUGAAACAAGAGGAGAUAACCCAGAAGUACAUUAAUUAUUUAAAAAAUUAAUUUUUUUAAAAGCUUUUCCCAAUGGAUUUACAUGGAAAGGCUGUAGUGGUAAUAGGCGCUACAACAGGGUUUGGCCAUCAAUUUGUAAUUAAAUGCGCUUCAAAGGGAAUGACGGUGUUUGCUGCCUGUAAUUCCCCUAAUGGUGUUCAAAAAGUAGUCCAAGCAACUUCCCACCUUUCUGGUUUCGUCCAUGCCCAUUCCCUCGAUUUAUCCUCAACAGAUUCUGUUGAAAAAUUCUUCCGUCAAGUAAUAAACCAACUACCUCCUGGCACAGGAAUACAUGCUUUAGUAAAUAAUGCUGGAAUUAUAAGGGCUGGGGCAGAUGAUUGGUUAGCUAUGGAGGAUUAUGAACAUGUUUUGAGAGUUAAUUUAUUGGGGCUAAUACAAAUAACUAAAUUAUUUAAAGAACAUAUUAAAUUAGCAAAAGGCCGUAUACUCUUCUGUUCGAGUAUAUGUGGAAGAAUUGCCUUUCCUUACUAUGGUCCCUAUACAGUAUCUAAAUUUGCAAUGGAAGGAUAUUGUGAUACAAUACGUCGAGAAUUAUCCCCUUUUGGAGUUAAAGUCGCUGUAGUAGAACCAGGCUAUUUCCGUACCCCAAUAACCAAUCCAGACCAUAUCCCCAAUGAAAUGGAGAAAUCAUUUAAUAAAUCAUCACAAUAUAUUAAAGAACAAUACGGACAUAAUUUUAUAUUAAAAAAUAAAGAAAUAGCCAAAAAUCAUUUAUCUUCUAAAGCAAACUCUCCAAGAGUUGAUUGGGUUGUUGAUGUCUAUUUUCAUGCCUGUACAGCUAUAUUUCCCCGUAAAAGAUAUGUUGUUGGUAUUGAUGCUAAUUAUGUAGUAAUUCCAAUUUCUCGUUUACCAACAGAAAUACAAGAUUUAAUUUUUUGGUUAAAUUCAAUAAUUUUAAAAAAUCCAUUGCCCAAAAUUUUGCACAAUGGGGGCUGUUUAAAUGCCAAAAUGGUCCAUAGAUGGAUAAAAAGUGCAAAUGGAUUUGUGGCUUAUUUGGAGGGGGAAGAGAAGGAAAGGUAA